Molecule: messenger RNA, 5101 nt
Organism: Oncorhynchus keta (chum salmon)
Lineage: Eukaryota; Metazoa; Chordata; Actinopteri; Salmoniformes; Salmonidae
Product: vesicular glutamate transporter 2.1
Exons: 12
Coding region: 427-2172 (581 amino acids)
Biological process (GO): regulation of synapse structure or activity; monoatomic anion transport; transmembrane transport
Cellular component (GO): synaptic vesicle membrane; excitatory synapse
Molecular function (GO): neurotransmitter transmembrane transporter activity; L-glutamate transmembrane transporter activity
Source: RefSeq, a predicted model, not a curated record
UGAGACGCGCAAGCCCAGCUCUGUGGUUUAUAGAAGCAACUCCACACACCGCCAGUUCCCGCUUUUGCUGAUUGUUUUUUUUUGUUGUUUAAAAUGAUAUGGUUAUCACCGUAGACGCUUCUAACGUUUUUCUCUUUCGUUCGCUUUAGGAAUUAUCAGUAGAUUUUCAUCACGAUGGCAUUGCAUGCACUUGUACGUGAGGCGAACGAUGAGUAUGUAAUGGUGAAUGGGGAAUCAGAGCUCAUCUGAUUUCUCUCAUAUGUAGGCGUUUUACAGCGAUCGACGCGUGAUAGGCUACAGAUCUUGUCUGCUUUUCUUAUCAAAUAAUCAUAUACAUCGCUUGCUUCACCGGUUUGUUCGGUCACAUUGUACCGUAACAUGAAGCUUAAACAAUAGACAUUUUUGAGAAAAACAUACAAUUUGGAUAUGGAGUCCGUCAAGAUGAGAGCCAAAGAGGGGAUAAAGGAAUUUGGGGCGAAGACCCUGGGGCAGAUGUACAAGGUGAUGGAGAAGCGACAGGGAACUGGUGAAGUUAUCGAACUAACAGAGGACGGCAGGCCCUCUGAGGCCCAGGAGAAGAAAGCACCCCUGUGCGACUGCACGUGUUUUGGGCUGCCCCGCCGAUACAUCAUCGCAAUCAUGAGCGGUCUAGGCUUCUGUAUAUCCUUCGGGAUCCGAUGCAAUCUGGGCGUGGCCAUCGUGGGAAUGGUCAACAAUAGCACGAUUCACAAAGAUGGGAAGAUCAUCAUCACAGAGAAAGCGAAGUUCAACUGGGACCCAGAGACAGUCGGUAUGAUCCAUGGUUCGUUUUUCUGGGGCUAUAUAGUGACGCAGAUCCCGGGAGGGUACAUAUGCUCGAGAUUGGCAGCUAACAGGGUUUUCGGUCUAGCCAUUUUCCUUACCUCGACGCUCAAUAUGUUAAUCCCCUCCGCGGCACGGACCCAUUAUGGACUGGUCAUCUUUGUGAGGAUAUUGCAAGGGCUGGUGGAGGGAGUGACCUACCCAGCCUGCCAUGGGAUCUGGAGUAAGUGGGCUCCUCCUCUGGAGAGGAGUCGCCUGGCCACCACCUCCUUCUGUGGUUCCUAUGCUGGUGCUGUCAUUGCCAUGCCUCUAGCAGGGAUCCUGGUGCAGUACUCAGGCUGGUCCUCUGUGUUCUAUCUCUAUGGGUGCUUUGGGAUCUUCUGGUAUAUGUUCUGGAUCCUUGUGUCGUAUGAAAGUCCUGCUGUGCACCCUACCAUCACCCAGGAGGAACGAGUCUACAUAGAGGAGAGCAUCGGGGAGAGUGCCAAGCUCAUGGGGCCUGCUGAGAAAUUUAAGACCCCUUGGAAAAAGUUCUUCACCUCCAUGCCUGUCUAUGCAAUCAUAGUGGCCAACUUCUGCAGAAGCUGGACCUUCUACCUACUGCUUAUCAGUCAGCCGGCCUACUUUGAGGAGGUGUUUGGGUUUGAGUUAAGCAAGGUUGGCAUGGUGUCUGCCCUGCCCCACUUGGUGAUGACAAUCAUUGUGCCCAUUGGAGGGCAGUUGGCUGACUACCUACGGAGCAGGAACAUCCUGUCUACCACUACAGUUAGGAAGAUCAUGAACUGUGGAGGGUUUGGCAUGGAGGCUACGCUGCUGCUGGUAGUGGGAUUUUCCCACACAAAAGGGGUGGCUAUUUCCUUCCUGGUCCUUGCUGUGGGCUUCAGUGGAUUUGCCAUAUCAGGAUUCAACGUCAAUCACUUAGACAUUGCUCCACGCUAUGCCAGUAUCCUUAUGGGCAUAUCCAAUGGUGUGGGCACCCUGUCUGGCAUGGUAUGCCCAUUGAUCGUAGGUGCCAUGACAAAAAACAAGACUCGAGAAGAGUGGCAGUGGGUGUUCCUCAUCGCUGCUCUGGUUCACUACGGGGGAGUCAUCUUCUAUGGCAUCUUUGCCUCUGGAGAGAAGCAGCCGUGGGCCGACCCAGAGCUGACCAGCGAUGAGAAGUGUGGCUUCAUCGAUGAGGAUGAGCUGGCAGAGGAGACGGGCGACAUCACCCAGAGUUACGGUGCCCUGGGCGGCGGUCCGGCCAAAACGUAUGGUGCCACUACGCAGAACGGGGGCUGGGCUGACAGCUGGGAUAAGAAGGAGGAGUUUGUCCAGGAAGAGGCAGAGGGAGGGCCGUAUGGCUACAGGCAGGACCAGGACUACUCCUAGAGACAGCAGACACAAUGACCAUCAAACGGUAAACUUAUUUUGUAGUGUUUACCAGUUUAGACGAAACAAGUCAAAAACCAAACAAAAAAGAUAACAAUCCAUUGUUGUAUGUUUGCACAAAUUCAAAUCAUUAUUUCAAAAUAUAAAAUUAGUUCAAAACAGGAUUUUAUUGUGCAAAUAAAAAUAUUACUAUAGAGAUGUAACACAUAUCAAAUUGGCAGAUCUAUUUGUAAACGUAAUAUGCAUAUAAAUUAUAGAUAUAUUUAUUUGGAGUGCAAUUGUGUGUAAGUGUGAACCAUUUCCACCUCAUCAAUCUGAGCUUCUUCAUUCUGGAGAAGCCUGUUAUGUACGAUCAGACAAGAUUUAACUGGCUUCCUGGAUCAUCAUGCCUAACUGGUUCCUAUUCCAACUCCUCAUGAGCCAGCCUUUGCAGUGUAAAAGAAACAUGUCACUGUAAAAAGGGGACUUAACCAGGAAUGAGACUGUAUGUCUUAGGUUGUACAGUAUCUCUUCUGAAUGCACUGAAAGUAGUGUGUCCUUUUAAUGCACAAUAUCAUUUUCUUUUCUUAUUAUUAUUGGUUUGUAAAACUGUGUCUUUAACACAAAAAGGCAUAAAAAUACAAUAAUGUUUUGAAGAACGACAUAACACUUUCGCCAGCUGAUGUAAAAGUCUUAAGAUGCAUGAAAGAAAAACAAAUGACGAAGCGUUGCGUGUUUACUGUGCCAUUUUGAGAGCUUGGGACUAUACAGUUCUAUCUGCAUUUUCUUUCAAAAUGGAGUUAGUAACAUAGCCUUGUUCUGUUCAAUGUUCUCUACCUAUAUACCCCAAUUCAAGUUGAGUUAAGUUCAAAAGAAGCCAAUUAUCUCAGAAUCAUCUUCUUGCAGAUAGAACCUUAUAGUCCCAAGCUGUCUAUUUCAUGCCUAUAACAAUGUUACAUCUGUUGUUAAAAGUGUACGUUUGGAGGUUACAAACAUUCAUAACUCAGUUAUGUAAUUAUUAUGAUCAUUAUGUCAGUUUUAUUGUCUGGUCAAUUCAAAUCAUUUCAAGGCAUUUCAAUGAGCUGUGUUGUUGUUUAAAGGUAAAUGUUUGUCUGAGGUGACUAAAGAAAAAUAACUAUGAUGUAUAAGAGCACAUGGACAAUAUAACCAAAUGCUGCCCGGCACUAUCAAGGGCCUGUGCAAUGCAGAGAAAGACCAGCCAGCCGAUCCAGAAGUAGCCAAUCAGUAUAUCUACUGUACAGACAGUCCGUCAGCAGGAGAUAUGUUUUGCUAAUGAAAAGGAAACAUUUUUAGACUGGGAUAGUGACCCAGAUAGACAAUGUUGUUAAAGAAAACUAUACCUUACCAGUCCAGGAGGACAAUUAGCCAAGUUGGGGAUUGAGAUUCAUAUUACAUAUACUUGUAAAAACAUUGGAGCAUUACUGAAUAAAAAAACAUGACAGUAUUGCUGUUACUGCCUAUGUAAUUGUCACAUUGAACGUUUACCAUUCCUUAAAGAGUAGGUAGACAAUCAAAAGAGCAGCAAGACAUGAUUUAGCCAUUGUGUAUAGAGUGGGAAUGACCAGUGUAGAGAUACUGGGUUCCAGUCAAUGAUUUAUAUAUACACUAGAUGACUGACAGGGGCCUUGUUUAGAAACCGCCGCGCCUCCAUCUUGGCACUCCCCAACAUUGUAAAUAAAUAUUUUGGAAGCUAUAAAAAUGCAUUUACUAAUGUACACAUUUGUUUUUGCCAUGUUUAUUCUAUUACAGAAACAUUAAUGCAUACUGUUAAAUGAUAUUAUGUGAGCUAAACAUUCCAAAAAAUAAAUGUAAAAUGUUUUCCUUAAAAGUACAAGUUACUGUCCCAUUACAAAAAACAACAACACUUAAAUACAUGUAAUUUUGUCCUAUAAACAUUUAAUUGUAAUACUAUAGAAUUCCAUUAAUUCCAAUGGAGGACUGCUCCUACUGGGAAGUGCCAAUAUGGCUGACCGGUGGCUUCAAAGCCUCUCAUUGGCCAGUAGAUAGCAUCAGCAAUCGAGGGUUUAUAUACAUCAUUGGUUUCAGUAGCGUGUCAGGGACCUAAACCUGCUUUUCACUGUCUGUCUGUGGAGACCAAAAGUCAGCACUUCGCAAUGUAUUUAUGGAAAUGUAUUUAUGCAUGGAACAAAGCCGUAGUCUGAAUGUUCUUACUUUUUAUUUAUUUCACAAAAUGUAUUUUGUCUCUCAAACUGUUACUAAUGUGUCAAUUUCUUUGCACAAUUUACCAAAGGUAACGUGUCAAGCUGGGUUUGAACAGGAGGGCUAUAUACUAAAGGAAUUGCUGGACAUUGCAGUGAAGGCCUCUGUAGGCCUCUCCAGGUGGCGCUAACCAUACUCAGUGUACAAAGCAAUAAAUCCAUGGUAACAGUUGUUGUCAACCAUUGAAAAAUGUAAAACACUAGCAUAUGUAACUAGAGCGUUACUUUUACGUUUCAAGUCGUGUUUAUUGUGAUAUCAAAUAUAGAAAAGAACAAACACAAGUACUUGUAAAAAUAUAAAACCUAUGUAGUUAGAGUCCUCCACACAGCUCUUUGACAUGCUGAUAAUGCAGGGAGUUUGUGAGGGGACUGCUCACCAGAAGAGAAUGAUACCCUGGGCCAUUCCUGUGACAUGGAUGAUGUCCUUCUCCAUAUCUCUAUGGUUCCACUCCUGUUGGUGUCUGCGCAUCCGUUGUUGUUCUGUACAGUUUCCAGUGGUCGUUUUGGAGGGUGUGCUAUUGUUCAGUUUUUUCUCUCUCUCUAAACCCUGUUGGUUUGAUUGAUGUGUGUUCUGUCAGUGGCUGGACCCCUAUUGCCCCCUUAACCAUCUGUCUCUAACCACCUAAACCCCUUUCAUUGUUGCAAUAUUCAAUGAAGUGAAGAUUGUCUGUAAAGGUGAUCUAACAUUUACAGAAAUGGUAGAUGUAAAA